Messenger RNA from Pseudoliparis swirei, 2305 nucleotides. RefSeq names its product E3 ubiquitin-protein ligase TRIM39-like. Gene Ontology annotation, molecular function: zinc ion binding; protein binding. The record is from RefSeq and is a predicted model, not a curated record. Lineage: Eukaryota; Metazoa; Chordata; Actinopteri; Perciformes; Liparidae. The transcript has 2 exons. Bases 347 to 2212 code for a protein of 621 amino acids.
AGGUGCGUUUCCCUCCUGUGACCACUAGGUGUCAGCAGAGCACACCUCAGAGUGAGGAGCGUUUGUGAAAGGCUUUAACAGACUGCACAUAUUCAACUUCCUCUGAUUCAGCAACACGUAGAGAUAAGAAGUAACGUUACAUGAGGAGGUUAGAGCUUCACAGAGAGCUGAGCUGUGGACUCAGUGAGAUUGUUGCAGAGCUGCAUUGGACCGUAAAGUGACACAAACUUAUUUAUUGUUUUCACGUGGGACUGACUUAUUUAGGUGAAAAGGGUUCCGGUGGCUGCAGGAAAAGGAAGAUAAAAAAAAAAACACAAUAGUUUCCCGACAGAGAUUAAACUGCCACAUGUCUGUAACUCCAGUCAAGUCUCAACCUGGAGGAGGAAACACCACCUCCCAAACAGAGCUGCUGGAGGAGGCGGGGCUUCUACGUCACACUCCUGAAGUGAAACUUACUGUUUGUCGGAGCGACAGUGAGACACGUCUCUGUGUUUCUGUCCAGAUAAAUAUUAAAUAUUACACUCUGCUCGUCUUCUUAACAGCUGACCCACAAACUGAGAUGGCUGCUGCCAGCAAUCUGCCAUCUGAAGAUCAGUUCCUGUGCUCCGUCUGUCUGGAUGUGUUCACUGAUCCAGUCACAACACCAUGUGGACACAACUUCUGCAAAAAGUGCAUCACUGAACACUGGAAUGUGAGUGACAGGUGCCAGUGUCCCAUGUGCCAAGAGGUUUUCACCACCAGACCAGAUCUGAGGGUCAACACCUUCAUCUCUGAGAUGGUUUCUCAGUUCAGACAGUCGACUCAGCAGAAAGCCAGCAGCAGCAGCUCAGAGCAACAAGAGUCCAGACCAGGAGAAGUUCCCUGUGAUGUCUGCACUGGAACCAAACUGAAGGCCCUGAAGUCCUGCCUGGUGUGUCUGGUCUCCUACUGUGAGACUCACCUGGAGCCUCACCUGACAAUGUCAGGCCUGAAGAGACAUCAGCUGAUGGACCCUGUGGAGAACCUGGAAGACAGGAUGUGUCUGAAGCACGAUAAACCUCUGGAGCUGUUCUGUAGGACCGACCAGACGUGUGUCUGCAUGCUCUGCACUGUGUUGGACCACAAGAUGCACAAUGUUGUUCCUCUGAAACAAGAAUAUGAAGGAAAGAAGGUGGAGCUGCAGAAGACAGAGGCUGAAACUCAGGAGAUGAUCCAGAAGAGACGCCUGAAGAUUCAGGAGGUCCAACACAACGUGAAGCUCAGUGAGGAAGAUGCAGACCGAGAGAAAGCAGAAGGUGUUCAGGUCUUCACUGGUCUGAAGGAGUCUGUGGAGAGGAAACUGAAGGAGCUCAUCACUACGAUAGAAGAGAAGCAGAGAAGCACCAAGAAACAGGCUGAAGACGCCAUCAGAGAGAUGGAACAGGAGAUCUCUGAUCUGAUGAAGAGGAGCACUGAGGUGGAGAAGCUCUCCCUCUCUGAAGACCACCUCCACCUCCUCCAGAGUGUCCAGUCCCUCAACAUCCACCAUCCACCACCCACCAAGGACUGGUCUCAGGUCAGUGUUCCUCCAGCAUCACAUGAGGGGACUGUGAGGAGAGCUGUGUCUCAGCUGGAGGAGACGCUCAGUAACAUGAUGAAGACGCUGGUUGCUGAAUUUGAGCUGAAGAGGGUCCAGAACUUUGCAGUGGAUGUGACUCUUGAUCCUAAAACAGCUCAUCGUGACCUCAUCCUGUCUGAUGACGGGAAACAAGUGAAACUUGCUCAGGUACAGCAGCCACGUCUCCCCGACAAUCCACAGAGGUUCUCUCACGGUCUCUGUGUCUUAGGAACACAGAAGUUCUCUUCAGAAAAACUUUAUUACGAGGUUCAAGUUAAACAAAAGACUGAAUGGUCUUUAGGAGUGGUCAGAGAGUCGGCCAACAGGAAGGGACACAUCUCACUGAGUCCUCAGAACGGUUACUGGACUUUAUGGUUGAUAAAUGGAAAUAAGUACAGAGCUUUUGAUAAUCCUCUAGUUCUUCUCUCCCUGAAGUCUGGGCCUCAGAAGGUUGGGGUGUUUGUGGACUAUAAGGAGGGUCUGGUCUCCUUCUAUGACGUAGAAGCUGCAGCUCUCAUCUACUCCUUUACUGGCUGCUCCUUCAAGGAGAAACUCCUCCCAUUCUUCUGUCCUGGUCGUUAUCUUGAUGGUAUAAACUCCUCUCCUCUGAUCAUCUCUCCUGUUGGAGUAAACUAAUCACUUCUAGGGAUGGGCAUCGAGAACCGGUUCUGUUUUAGAACCGGUUCCCAGUGAACCGAUUGUUUGGGAUCGUCAGCCAAAUUCUUUAAC